CAAUGGCUUCCAUUCCCACCCUUUCCUCUUCUUCUAUACCUUCAAUCUCUCCCAAUAAUGUUUCAAACCCCACCAACAACAACAAUAAUCUACACUUCACCUCUCUCUUCGGAACCAGAAUCACCAUUCAUCGCUUCUCUCCAAUCCCUCCAUUCCCCUCAGUGAGUUGCCGCACCCGUGCCACCACUGCAACGGUGUCCUUUAGUCUUCCCACCACGAAACCCAAGGCGGAUACAAUUGACAAAACGCCACAGUGGUCGGCGAGGUCUAUAAAGUCUUUUGCUAUGGCAGAAUUGGAAGCCAGGAAGCUGAAGUAUCCCAACACAGGAACCGAAGCACUUCUCAUGGGGAUUUUGGUAGAAGGAACAAGUAAAGCUGCAAAAUUCUUGAGAGCCAAUGGAAUUUCUCUUUUCAAAGUACGGGAAGAAACAGUAGAGCUACUUGGGAAAUCUGACCUGUAUUUCUUUAGCCCUGAACAUCCUCCAUUGACCGAACCAGCUCAGAAAGCCCUUGACUGGGCUGUGGAUGAGAAAUUGAAGUCAGGUGAUGGAGGCGAAAUAACCGUGACUCAUUUACUUCUUGGAGUUUGGGCCCAAGAAGGAUCAGCAGGUCGCCAGAUCUUGUCCACUUUAGGUUUCAAUGAUGAAAAAGCCAAAGAACUUGCCAAAGAAAUUAAUGAAGAUGUUGAUUUGAGCUUUAAGAAGCAAGCUUGAGAAAUUCAUUGAAAGUAGAUUGAUAGCUUUUGAUCCCUGGCAUUGCAAGUUCCUUGAGAAAAUUAACUGUACUCUCCUUUGUUACAAGUUCCUGCAUUGAUGUGCUUGACAUGUAUGUCAAAUACUGUUGUACACUAAUUGGAGAUGAUGCUUUUUCUCAUUCUUUUUUGUUUCAAGUUUUGAGGAGGUCAAAAUUUUAAGUAGCUUUUUAUGGCUUAAUCUUAGUCUCACACUGCUUUACAUUUCCUUGUAAGUUGUAACAACUUUUUGAAUUUUAGUUCAUUUUAUACCUUUUUCCUUA
Messenger RNA from Arachis duranensis, 1014 nucleotides. Its product is annotated as ATP-dependent Clp protease ATP-binding subunit CLPT1, chloroplastic. NCBI's taxonomy places the organism in Eukaryota, Viridiplantae, Streptophyta, Magnoliopsida, Fabales, Fabaceae. The record is from RefSeq and is a predicted model, not a curated record.